Closterium sp. NIES-65 is the source of this 1350-nucleotide messenger RNA. The record is from the annotation of a GenBank genome assembly. Lineage: Eukaryota; Viridiplantae; Streptophyta; Zygnematophyceae; Desmidiales; Closteriaceae.
AUGGCUUCUCUUUCUUUAACAUGGUAUUCAGAGCCUAGUCCUAGGCCUCGUACGCACUUGUGGCAGGCCCUUCCCACCAAUCCGCCCCUUCACCAUCCUCCUCUCCUCUCUCCCUCUCGAUCCCCUCCCACUCUUUCACCCCCCUUUUCCUCCACCUCUUUUCUCUCCUCAUCUGCUGCAGCUGGUGCUGAUUGCGUUUUUGAAGUUGUUACUCCUCCCCAUCUUUCCUCCUCCUCACUACCCUCCCCUCAACUGCUCAACUGCGAACUCCCUCACAACUCUCCCUCCUCCUCUUGUUUCUCCCUUCACCGGCCCAGCAGCAGACUACCUCGUCGCUAUCCCUCCUCCUCUAGUUUCUCCCCUCAGCGGCGCAGCAGCAGACUAAUCCGCCACUAUCCCUCCUCCUCUAGUUUCUCCCCUCAGCGGCGCAGCAGCAAACUACUCCCCCACUAUUCCUCCUCCUCUUGUUUCUCCCCUCAGCGGCUCAGCAGCAGACUACUCCGUCCAUAUCCCUCCUCCCCUUGUUUUCUCCCCUCAGCGGCUCAGCAGCAGACUGCUUCGCCCUUAUUCCUCCGCCUCUUAUACCUCUCCCCUCAUCUGCUCUGCAGCUGUCUCCUCCUCCUUAUGGCGACUUCUCUCGCCCUCCCCUCCCUCCCUCUGCUGGUCCUUCAGCUCGCGCCUGAUGGCAGCGGAGUCAACUUCCCCAGUUGGCUGAACUGUCUUGAGCGCAUGCUGUCUGGCACCCUCGUGAGUGGCUUUAACCUCUGGUUUGUCACUCAGCAGAGUGGUUCUGGCGCCAUUCCUAAACCUGCCUCUACACCUACCUCUACCUCCUCUGAUCCCUAUGCUGAUGGCCUUCGUGCUGCUAUCGCUGAAACUGAGCGGAUUGCGGCCACAGCCCAAACCACUGCCGCGGCUGCUCCUGACAAUGCUGCUGCCCGUGACCUCGCUUGUGUUCUUUCUAAAUCCCUCGAGAGCACCCGCAAGCGCCUCACUGAGCACCUCGCUACCCCUUCUCCUCGCUCUGCCCCUAUGCCUUCUGAUUUUGCUCCAUCUCACUCUGACCUUCUCGCUGAUUGGCAUAUUGCCAACGCACGUGCUAGCCAGGUCAUCCUUGCCUGCCUACCUCCAACCCUUCUCCCUCAGUGCUCGCACAUCCGCUAUGCCAAGGACCUUCUCUGCUAUCUCACCGAGCGCUUCCAGUCGCAGAAUCCCAUCAAUGUCAUUGCCCUCUUGGCUAGCAACACUGGUCGCCAUCCCAACUGGCUUCAACUCUCUCGUCAGCGUCGCCACUCUUCUGCCCAGGCGGUACUUGUGGCCGCCGAUUCUGGUGCAAGUGCUCAAAUGUGA